Molecule: messenger RNA, 2348 nt
Organism: Momordica charantia (bitter melon)
Lineage: Eukaryota; Viridiplantae; Streptophyta; Magnoliopsida; Cucurbitales; Cucurbitaceae
Product: heat shock cognate 70 kDa protein 2-like
Molecular function (GO): ATP binding; ATP-dependent protein folding chaperone
Source: RefSeq, a predicted model, not a curated record
UUCCCAGAACUCUCCAGAUUCUCUCUCACUUCACGGGACAACCCGUAUAAAUUCCAAUCCCCAUCACCAGUGUUCUUCAGAUUAUACCAUAUUCGCUCUAAGCAAUUUCAUCUCUUCCAUUAGCAUUCACAGCCCUCUGUUCUCCAAUUCUUUUCUCGAAUUCUUUCUCCACCUGUUAGUUCUUGAACUUCGUUUGUAAAUCGUCGUUAAUGGCGGGAAAGGGCGAGGGUCCGGCCAUUGGUAUCGAUCUCGGUACGACUUACUCGUGUGUUGGAGUAUGGCAGCACGAUCGUGUUGAGAUUAUUGCGAAUGAUCAGGGGAAUCGAACGACGCCGUCUUAUGUUGGUUUCACCGAUAGCGAGCGUCUCAUCGGCGAUGCUGCUAAGAACCAGGUCGCUAUGAAUCCCAUCAACACUGUCUUCGAUGCGAAACGGUUGAUUGGAAGGAGAUUUUCCGACCCCUCGGUCCAGAGCGAUAUGAAAUUGUGGCCGUUCAAGGUCAUCGCCGGUCCAGGUGACAAACCGAUGAUCGUCGUCAACUAUAAAGGCGAAGAGAAGCAAUUUGCCGCUGAAGAAAUCUCAUCCAUGGUCCUCACCAAAAUGCGUGAGAUAGCUGAAGCUUACCUCGGCUCGUCUAUCAAGAACGCGGUCGUCACCGUUCCUGCCUACUUCAAUGACUCCCAGCGUCAGGCCACAAAAGAUGCCGGAGUCAUUGCCGGCCUUAAUGUCAUGAGGAUCAUUAACGAGCCUACAGCUGCAGCCAUUGCAUAUGGACUCGACAAAAAGGCGACCAGCGUUGGCGAGAAGAAUGUACUGAUAUUUGAUCUGGGUGGAGGAACAUUUGAUGUCUCCCUCCUCACAAUUGAGGAAGGUAUUUUUGAGGUGAAGGCAACGGCCGGUGACACUCAUCUUGGAGGUGAGGACUUCGACAACAGAUUGGUUAACCACUUCGUUCAAGAAUUCAAGAGGAAGAAUAAGAAGGACAUCAGUGGAAACCCGAGGGCUCUCAGGAGAUUGAGGACUGCUUGUGAGAGGGCCAAGAGGACCCUUUCAUCCACCGCUCAAACUACAAUCGAGAUUGAUUCUUUGUACGAGGGAAUCGAUUUCUACACAACCAUCACUCGUGCUAGGUUUGAGGAGCUCAACAUGGACCUGUUCAGGAAGUGUAUGGAGCCAGUUGAGAAGUGUUUGAGAGAUGCAAAGAUGGACAAAAGCAGUGUCCAUGAUGUUGUCCUUGUUGGUGGCUCUACGAGGAUUCCUAAGGUGCAGCAGCUAUUGCAGGAUUUCUUCAAUGGCAAGGAACUGUGCAAGAGUAUCAAUCCUGAUGAGGCAGUUGCUUACGGGGCUGCAGUUCAAGCUGCCAUAUUGUGUGGUGAAGGAAAUGAGAAAGUUCAGGAUCUUCUGCUUCUGGAUGUCACUCCUCUGUCCCUUGGUUUGGAGACUGCUGGAGGUGUGAUGACAGUUUUGAUCCCCAGGAAUACCACCAUACCCACCAAGAAGGAGCAAGUCUUCUCCACAUACUCAGAUAACCAACCCGGUGUUCUCAUUCAGGUCUAUGAGGGUGAAAGGACGAGAACCCGAGAUAACAAUUUGUUGGGCAAGUUCGAGCUUUCUGGCAUUCCUCCAGCUCCGAGAGGUGUUCCCCAGAUCAACGUUUGCUUCGACAUUGAUGCCAAUGGUAUCCUUAAUGUUUCUGCAGAGGACAAGACCACCGGACAGAAGAACAAGAUCACCAUUACCAACGACAAAGGAAGGUUGUCGAAAGAGGAGAUCGAGAAACUGGUUCAGGAAGCAGAAAAAUUCAAGGCCGAGGACGAGGAACACAAGAAGAAAGUCGAAUCGAAAAACACCUUGGAGAACUACGCAUACAACAUGAGGAACACCAUCAGAGAUGAGAAGAUAGGCGGUAAACUUGCCCCAGCAGAUAAGAAGAAGAUUGAAGAUGCAGUUGAACAGGCUAUUCAGUGGCUGGACAGCAACCAGCUUGCCGAGUCGGAUGAAUUUGAAGACAAGAUGAAGGAACUUGAGUCACUCUGCAACCCCAUCAUAGCAAAGAUGUAUCAAGGUGCUGGUGGCGACAUGGGCGGCGCAAUGGAUGAUGAUGCUCCUCCUUCUGGCGGCAGUGGCGCUGGUCCUAAAAUUGAAGAAGUUGAUUAAACUGAACGUCUUCUAUUUUCUUUCCUUCGAAUUGCUCAAGCUUUCAACUAUUCUGAGAUUGUAAUUCGCGUUUUGAUAUAAGCUUGGCUUUCUGGUUUUUCAAUGUAUUGUAAUUUUUAUAUGUUGUGUUCAAGUAUAUUUUUCACCUACAACAGCUCUCUUUAGUAGUAAAUUACUCCCAAUUUUACUACC